This is a messenger RNA of Neurospora tetrasperma FGSC 2508, 951 nucleotides long. RefSeq lists its product as uncharacterized. Lineage: Eukaryota; Fungi; Ascomycota; Sordariomycetes; Sordariales; Sordariaceae. The transcript has a single exon. Gene Ontology annotation, cellular component: mitochondrion. The record is from RefSeq and is a predicted model, not a curated record. The coding region runs from base 1 to 951 and encodes 316 amino acids.
AUGUCAUUCCGCCCACGCCCACAACUCUUCAACCUCGGAGUCGUCGGCCGUUCGCGUCUCGGGGCCCCUCGAGGUCAGACAAACGAGCUCGUCUUCUCACAGCUCUUCAUCCCAACUAAAUCAACAACAAGGGCAUCCACAAGAAAUUCACGCUUCUCAACCUCAACAACCUCAACGCCUCUAUCUAACCAUCACCGUCCUCGCUCUCACCAAUAUCACAAUCACUACCGACAACAGCAACAAACCCGCCACAACAGCACCAACCCCAAGAACUCCAAAGACUCCACCACCACCACCGCCACCAACCCGAGCAUCACCCGCCUCCUCUCCCGCCUCCCCCGCUUUCUCCACCCUUACCUCUCCUCCCUCCGCUCCUCCCCUUCUUCUUUUGUGGUGGCCUUUCUGAUCCUUCACGAAAUUACGGCUAUCGUCCCUGGUCUCGGGCUCUUUUACCUUUUUCACUAUUGCGGUGGUGAUGAAGACGACGAGGAAGAAGGCGACAAGGACAAGGAUAAGGAGGGGGGUAAGGAGGGGUCAUAUGGUAAGAAGUUCGAAGAGUGGGUGAUGGGGUGGAUGAUGGAGCUGGGAUAUUCGGAGGUGAUGGUGAGGAAGAUGGAGGGGUUUGAGCGGUGGUUUAAGAGGAAGGGGUAUUUUGGGUUUGGUGAGAAGGGGGACGGGAAGGAAGGGGAGGGGGAGGAGGGGGGGAAGAAGAAUGGGGAGAAGAAGGGGGAGGGUGAGGGAGAAGGACAAAAAGAACAGAUUUUGAUGAUGAAAAAGUGGCAGAGUGGUGGAGAUGAAAAGUAUAGAGUUUUGGUGGACGCUGCGCUGGCGUAUGCGAUUACCAAGGCGUUGUUGCCGGUGAGGAUUAUUGCGAGCGUGCAGGCUACGCCGUGGUUUGCGGGCGUGUUGGGGAGGGUGAGGAAGGUUUUUGGUGGCGGGUUGAGGAAGUAA